This is a messenger RNA of Dendronephthya gigantea, 3297 nucleotides long. RefSeq names its product splicing factor 3B subunit 2-like. Gene Ontology annotation, cellular component: catalytic step 2 spliceosome; precatalytic spliceosome; U12-type spliceosomal complex. Lineage: Eukaryota; Metazoa; Cnidaria; Anthozoa; Malacalcyonacea; Nephtheidae. Gene Ontology annotation, biological process: mRNA splicing, via spliceosome. The record is from RefSeq and is a predicted model, not a curated record. The transcript is spliced from 23 exons. The coding region runs from base 15 to 3188 and encodes 1057 amino acids.
UUGGCGUUGGCAAUAUGGCGGAUCAAUAUGAGUUUCAAAACUUGACCUUUGCUGAAAUUAAAAAGCUAAAAGUAGCCGAUUUAAAAGCACGAUUAUCUAGUCUCGGUCUGCCUGUCUCAGGACUGAAAGCUGAUUUAGUUGCAAGAUUAGCAUCCUUUUUGGAAUCUAGAGCGUUGCAGGCGAAAUUACAAGCUAAAGACGAAGUAGAAUCUACAGAAGUCGAUGAUGGUGGUAGUGUAGAUCAGGGGGAACAAUCAGGGGUAACAGGGGUUGUUAAAAUAGAAGGAGAUAAACAGACCGCACAAAAUAUUGCCACCGACAUUGCUCCUGGACAGAUCUCAACAAUUGCAAGUCAUGCUGUUGGCCAGGAAGCUCUUGAGAAGAAAGUAGGUGAUGUUCCAAUAAUUGGAACAGAAGCUUUAGUUGAACCGGCUGUUAAAACUAGUGAGAACAUUAUUGAUGUGGAUAGUCAGAUGCAGCAAGCUGUCAUGCAGGUUGAUGUAACUGGUAAAGAUGAUGCUGAAGGAAACGAUGAAACAAAAGCUGAGGAAAUUCAGCAGGAAGUUAAAGCAGCUGAGAUACCAGAAGAAAUAGGAGUUGAAGUUGAGGCUGAUAAGGAUGUUUAUGCUCAGGCAGAUGAAGAAGGCAUUGAGGCUAAACCUGAUGAAAGUAAGGAAGAACUUGGAGCAAAACAGAUUGAUUUCAAAGAAAUAGAGGAAGGUAACCAAGAACUGGUACUGGAAGCUCAAAUACCUUGUGAAACGUCCGCAAUAUUCAAGCCAGAAAUUGAAAUCAUGGCUGACCAGGAAGAACACAAGGCGUCCAGAGAGUCAGAUAUUGGAGCAAAUAACCAAACAGAGGAUGCUUUCAAAGCACAGCAAUUUCAGAGUGUUGUAUCAGCAUUGGAUGAUCAUGAACCGGAUCAGUCAGAUAUUACUUCUUUGCAUGAAGGACUUACCCAUCCUCAAGAAAUUAGGAUUUCUGUCGAAGAGGUGGGAACUAAAAAUACUGAGGAAAAUGUGUCCCAUCAUUCAAUCCAGAGUGGUCUUCAAUCUGGGUGGAUGAUCAAAGAACCAGUAACCAGUGCCCCAGAAGAUGUAGAACAAGCGCUGAGUCCAUCAUCUGAGUUUUCAAAAGAGUUACCAUCCCUUGAACAGCCACUACCUACCUUACCACCACAUGAAGAACCCUCUCAACUCCAUCUCCCUUCUCACCUGGCUCAUGACCCCUCUGCUCACGAAACAGAACUUUCUAAAGAACCUACUCCUCAAGGACGUGUACCACAGGAUAAAACAUUGGUGAUUGAUACACCUGCAAUAGUGAAUUCACAAGAAGAUGAUACGGUGGAUCCUCUUGCGGAAGCAAAGGCUAAAGCUCGAAGCGUGGUGGAGAUGAGAGAAAAACGAUUGAACGAAGAGAAUCAAGUUGGAACAAGGGAGGAUGAUUCUGGAUAUGAUGUGGAUCAUUAUGAACAAGAAGGAACCCCAGCAACAGAAUCACGCCAGGAAAAAAAGAAGAAGAAGAAGAAAAAGAGAAAGAAGCGAACAAAUGAACAGCCUAAAGUUCAAGAUGAAGCUCUACCAGAUGAUGAAGGUGUUGAAGUGGAAUAUGUAGCAGAGACUUUAGAUUUCAAAGAUCCAGUGUAUGCACAAUUUGCAUCAAUCUUUGAGACAUUCAAGUUGAGUGAAAAACCAGAAGCUGCAAAAAAGGAUGAAUCCAAAGACAAAACAGAAGACCAAACAACAGAUGGUUCAAAAAAGGAUGAUGAAGACAAUGACAUGGAUACAGAUAGCGAGGAAGAAGAAACGCAAAAGAAGGAUGAGAAACCAGGGGAGAAAGUGGAGAAACUUUCAAAAAAGAAAUUAAAGUUGAAAAAUAGAAUGAGUGUUGCAGAGCUAAAACAGACCGUGCAUAGACCUGACGUGGUUGAAAUGCAUGAUGUAACUGCUCCAGAUCCUAAACUACUUGUUUAUCUCAAAGCAUGUAGGAAUACUGUUCCAGUUCCAAGACAUUGGUGUUUUAAAAGAAAAUUCCUACAGGGUAAACGAGGAAUAAUUAAGCCACCAUUCCAAUUACCAGAGUUCAUUCAGAAAACUGGAAUCAUGGAAAUGAGAGAAGCAUUACAGGAAAAGGAAGAUGCAAAAAAUAUGAAAGCUAAAAUGAGAGAAAAGAUUCGACCAAAAAUGGGGAAAAUUGACAUCGAUUAUCAGAAGCUUCACGAUGCGUUUUUCAAGUGGCAAACAAAACCAAAAAUGUCCAUCCACGGGGAUCUUUAUUACGAGGGGAAAGAGUUUGAAACAAAACUAAAAGAAAAGAAACCUGGCGAUCUUUCCGAAGAUCUCAGAACAGCGCUUGGUAUGCCAACAGGCCAGGGCAGUAACUUGGUUCCACCCCCCUGGUUGAUUGCGAUGCAAAGAUAUGGUCCACCCCCGUCCUAUCCUAACUUGAAAAUACCGGGACUAAACGCACCAAUACCCGAGGGUGCUUCAUUCGGGUAUCACGCCGGGGGGUGGGGAAAGCCUCCUGUGGACGAACAUGGUCGACCAUUGUACGGAGAUGUCUUUGGCGUGCAACAAACAGAUGCAAAUAUUAUCGAUGAUGAACAAAUCGACUCCAAUCUUUGGGGAGAACUCGAAUCUGAGUCGGAAGAAUCCGAAGAAUCCGAGGAGGAAUCAGAAGAAGAGGCACCAGAUCAAUCCGGACUUGUCACACCAGCCGAAACCGGUUUGGUGACGCCCAGUGGUUUAACUUCAAUCCCAGCUGGAAUGGAGACGCCUGACAUGAUUGAACUAAGAAAGAGAAAGAACAUCGAAGACUCCAUGGAGAGCGGUAGCGAACAACCAACGCUGUUUACAGUUUUACCUGAGAAGAGAGCUGGUGUUGGAGGAAUGAUGAUGGGCACUUCACAUGUCUAUGAUCUCGCUUCUGCAGCUGUGCCAACUGGAGCGAGAAAGGCGCCCGGAGGUUUAUCAGAAGGUGUUGAAGUCGCAUUGGAUCCCAGUGAACUGGAGCUGGACCCAGCAGCCAUGCAAGCCAGAUACGAUGAACAACUACGAGAGCAACAAAACACACAAAAAGAAGACUUCAGUGACAUGGUUGCUGAACACGCCGCCAGACAGCAAAAGAAACGCAAAAAGACAACAGAAAGCGGAAAGGCUGCCAAGAAAUACAAAGAAUUCAAGUUUUGAACUUCACAUAAAAUUUUCUGUCUAUAUCUCGUUAUUAUCAGUUUUUUAUUAUCAUGCAACGCUUUUAACAUUUGAUAGUUAUUUUAAGAUUUGAAUAAAUAAUCUCCAU